Tetrahymena thermophila SB210 is the source of this 870-nucleotide messenger RNA. RefSeq lists its product as hypothetical. The record is from RefSeq and is a predicted model, not a curated record. NCBI's taxonomy places the organism in Eukaryota, Ciliophora, Oligohymenophorea, Hymenostomatida, Tetrahymenidae. The transcript is spliced from 2 exons.
AUGAAAUUCCUACCUGAAAUACAGUAAUUUUAGUAGAAGCAAGCUAAAAGAAAAUCUUAAUCAAGCAACCAUAAAAGAUUCUUAAUUAUUAUUUACAAUUUUAAUAGAUUGUAUUUAACAGAAAUUGAAGUUGAUUAUAAAAAUGAAAAAAUAACUUGUAGUAUUUUUGAUGAGAUGGCAAGCAGAAAGUAAGAAAUAUGUUAAUAAAUAUUUUGGUAAGGUAAACAUUAGAUGAUGCUAAAGAAAGAAUUGCUAAUAAUUAAUCAUAAGUUAGCGUUAAAUAAUCAUAUCAUCAUGUAGAAAUAGUAAUAUUUAGUUGGGUCGAAGGGAUUUGCAUGCAAAAUUUUAGUUAAUGAAAAGACUCAGCAAAUAAUAAGUUCUUCUACGGUAUCUGUGGAAAUAAUUCAGAAAAUAUUGAUAUUUAUUUACCUCUCUGUUUAUAAUAAUAAAAUAAUGGUGGAGACAAAAAUGAGAGCUCUUUUUUGCAUUAAGAAAUAAGAAAUUAAUUAGAUAAAUUACAAACAAACAAAAAUAAAUUAGUUGAUGAUGAACUUCUGGUAGAAAUUCACAUAAAUAAAGCUUUAACUUCAAUAUUCUUUCUUAGAAUAAAAUUUUUAUAUACAAUAUUUUUAUUUAAAAAGCCAAGCUCAAAGAAGGUUCAAUAAAAGUACUUAAUUCAAAAGGUAAUUUGAUAUUCCACAACAAGAAUGUAUGUAAUAUUUACUUUCUUUUAAUUUACUUGCUACUCCUGAACUUAUAGCUUUGUGGCUAUUUAAAUAAAACGAUAAGAAUUAACAAAUAUAAGCUUCAUUCGAGAUAUUUAAGCUAUUAUUUUCUAAUAUAUGCUUACUUUGUUCGUUGCUGGCUUGA